Molecule: messenger RNA, 3291 nt
Organism: Nymphaea colorata (pocket water lily)
Lineage: Eukaryota; Viridiplantae; Streptophyta; Magnoliopsida; Nymphaeales; Nymphaeaceae
Product: pentatricopeptide repeat-containing protein At5g66520-like
Exons: 1
Coding region: 923-2803 (626 amino acids)
Biological process (GO): RNA modification
Molecular function (GO): RNA binding; protein binding; zinc ion binding
Source: RefSeq, a predicted model, not a curated record
UACUGCAGGACGCCUCAUAGGUCUCAAAGACAAACUGAGCGAGCCGAAUUUCAUCAAAUCAUGGCAACGCUGCUCAAGAUGAUCAUACAAAGUAAACUUAUCCUCGUCCAGCAACACAACCACCUCGCGGAAAAAGAUAAAUUAAAAAGAAGACAAUAUCGUGCGCUCCAAACAUAAUUCGCACAGCGCAGAAAGAUGCUGAACGGUAUAAGAACAGUGCGAGCAAACAGGUCAACAGACAAAAUCUAUGCAAGCGUUCUUCCAGCAUCCAAAACCGGAAGCCCCUCAAGUAGCAAAUCGAAAAGGGAAACCACGAAUGAUGAAGAAAAAGAUAACAACGCACGGAAGCAAACCAAACCCCAUCGUAAUCCUUCUUAUCUGCUUUGUGUUUCUUCAACUUUCCUCCCAUGACAUUAAUCCCCAAGAAAUUCAGAAAAGAAAAGGACAGAAAUAAAAAGAGAACGAAUUGAAAAGUUGAGAAUAUCCUUUAAUUCCCCAAAUUCAUGCUGAAGAUGAGAAAACAUGCAAGUAGAGAAGUCGGAAAGAAAGGGGAGAUGCGACGUACCUCGCAUGCUCGACACGGCUGACGGCGACGGCGAAGACGCCGGCUGAGAUAUCACCGACCGGCCUACCAUGCUCGAACCGGAAGCCCCAACCCUUUGUUAUUCCUCGCCCGCUGGAGAACGCGGGAAACUCGAAAGAGGACUGGAAAAGAUUGGACAUAAUUGCGGAUCCAGUCGAAUUGUUCUCCUAUUCGAAAUUCUCUACGGGUUUGGAACACAUUAAUACUGACAUUUUAGCUCACCAUCCGCCAUACUUAAAACAAUGUGAUCGUGCGGAUUCUGUCAAAUGUCUAACCCGUGUUCUUCCAUAUUAAUGUGACUAAACUAGUUUCGAGCGUGCGGACGUAGACGGAGCCAAGAUGAUGUGCAACGCCCUCUCCACGGGCUCCCCGCCGAGCGUCCUCUCUCCUCCUCCGCCCAUCGACCGCCGCCAGUUGACCACGACGCUGGCAUCAUGCACCACCAUGGAUGAGCUCAAGCAAAUCCACUCCCAAUUCAUCAAAGUCGGCCUCGCUGACGACAACGAUGCCAUUGGCCGAGUCGUUAAGUUCUGUGCCUCGUCGGAUUCUGGCAGUUUGGAAUACGCGCUCCAAGUGUUCGACAAAAUUCCCCGUCCUGAUUCCUUCAUUUGGAACACCCUCAUUCGAGGCCACCUUCAGUCUGGCCUCGACGACUCGUGCAUUAACCUCUAUUCAGAGAUGGUAACUCGCUCCGUGACGCCAAACAGAUACACGUUCCCGCCCGUCGUGCAAGCAUGUUGUAACAUGCACCGUCUUGAGGAGGGAAAGCAGGUGCAUGCCCAUGUGUUCAAGCAUGGGUUCGCGUCGGAUUUGUAUGCUCAGAACAACUUGAUUCAUCUGUAUACUACUUGUGGGGAACUGGAUGGGGCUCGGAGAUUGUUUGAUAAAAUGGACGAGAGGGAUGUGGUCUCGUGGACGGCAAUGUUCUCUGGAUACGCGAAAUGCGGCCGUGUUGAUGAAGCCCGUCUAUUGUUUGACGAAAUGCCUGUGAGAAACUCCGUGUCUUGGAAUGCUAUGAUAGCUGCAUACGUUCAAAAUGGUAGAUUUCAGGAGGCAUUUGCACUUUUCGAACGGAUGCAAGCAGAAAUAGGUGUAGACAAGUAUGCUGCUGCUACCAUGUUGUCAGCAUGUACAAGCUUGGGAGCAUUGGAUCAGGGGAAGUGGAUCCAUGCAUGCAUAGAGAAGAGCGGGAUGGAAUUGGAUAUGAAGCUGGCAACAUCGGUCAUUGGUAUGUAUUGCAAAUGCGGGUGUUUGGAGAAAGCAUUUGAAGUUUUUAGGGGAUUGCCAAAGAAGCGCAUUUCUUCAUGGAAUUGUAUGAUUUCUGGGCUUGCUGUUCAUGGGCAGGGUCGAGAAGCCCUUGAUCUUUUGAAUGAGAUGGAAGAAGAGAUGGUGACUCCUGAUGAUAUCACUUUUGUGGCUGUCCUCAAUGCUUGCGCCCAUGCUGGUUUGGUCCAAGAAGGGCGCUACUAUUUUGAUUACAUGACGAGGAUUUAUGGUAUUAAACCUAAGAUGGAGCACUAUGGUUGCAUGGUUGACCUGCUUGGCAGAGCUGGUCUGCAAGAGGAAGCGAAAGAUUUUAUAGACAAGAUGCCCAUGAAGCCUGAUGCUGGUGUAUUAGGUGCCCUUUUUGGAGCUUGCACGAUUCAUGGAAACGUUAAACUGGGGGAAGCCAUUGGCAAGCAAGUUAUUGAACUAGAGCCUCACAAUAGCGGGCGAUACAUACUUUUAGCAAAUUUGUAUGCAUCAGUAGGCCGGUGGGAUGAUGUUGCUAGUGUUAGAAAGAUGAUGAAUGACAGAGGGGUCAGCAAGCCACCUGGCUGUUCUAUGAUAGAAUUAAAUGGCGCUGUACAUGAAUUCAUUGCAGGAGACAGGGCCCAUACUCAAUCUAGGGAGAUUUACUCAAUGUUAACUGAAAUGUCUUCCCGUCUUAGAUCGGCAGGAUACGUUCCUGAAACUAAGGGCGUGUUGCACGACCUGAGUGAAGAUGAAAAGGAAAGCCCGUUGCAUUAUCACAGUGAGAAACUUGCAAUUGCAUUUGGAUUGCUACACACAAGAUCUGGAGAUACAAUUCGAAUUACAAAGAAUUUGAGGGUCUGUCCAGAUUGUCACAGUGCUACAAAACUAAUAUCGAAGCUCUUUGACAGAGAGAUCAUUGUCAGGGACAGGAACCGCUUCCAUCAUUUCAGAGAGGGGAACUGUUCUUGCAAGGAUUACUGGUGAAGAAUGGGAACGAAUUGAUUUUGAAGUCUGAAUCAUUUCAGAGUGGCUGUUCAGGUUCAAAGGAUGGGAGUUUGGACCGUGUUGAAUAGAAGUACCAAAAGAUCAUAAGCAACGAGACGACGUCCUUGUCAUUUAGAUAUAAACUGACGGUGGUCGGUGGGUUUCUGUCAUUGGUGACUAAGAAUUCCCUAACAAGAUGAAUAUGAUUGAAGGAAGAAUAACCUUUAGCUACCUAUGAAGUCACAACAGAGAGAAAAAAAAAACACCAAAAAACAGAAGAUAGGGAAAACAAUACUACCUGUAGUUACGUGACUAUCAUUUUUUAUGUUUAUAUCUUUGAAUAAAGCAUUACUGUCAACUACAAAUCCAGAUCGCAGAUCAUUGGCCAGAUGACAAAUGAUCCUUAUGACCUGGAACUUGCGGAAAGCAGGAAGGAUGUGUAACGCGUUACAAUCUUAUAUAGGCCUCUUGACGGGAAUUUAAGGUAG